CUGUAUAUACGAAAGAAGGAAGAAGCUCUUAACAGUAUCGAUUUCGUUUGUUUCUUCUGUAAAAAAAUUUCAAUCUGAAACACUCGUUGCAACCUUAGUAGAAGAAGUAGCUCUCGUCGACGUUUGGGUUUUUAGGGUUUCGUUAACGAUUUGAAUUUUACUUUGUUGAUUUGAUCGGAUCGAUUGCGAUUACGGAAGAGAGGAAGAAGAAGAAGAAGAUAUGGCUCAGGCUGUAGAAGAAUGGUAUAAACAGAUGCCGAUUAUCACUCGCUCGUAUCUCACGGCGGCUGUUAUCACCACCGUCGGAUGUUCGCUUGAUAUUAUAUCUCCAUAUAACCUCUACCUGAAUCCUACCCUUGUGGUGAAGCAAUACCAAUAUUGGCGUCUCGUUACAAAUUUCUUGUAUUUCCGGAAGAUGGAUUUGGACUUCAUGUUCCAUAUGUUCUUUCUUGCGCGAUACUGCAAACUCCUUGAAGAAAACUCAUUCAGGGGAAAGACUGCUGAUUUCCUAUAUAUGCUCUUAUUUGGAGCAUCUGUUUUAACUGGCAUUGUUCUUAUCGGCGGAAUGAUACCAUACUUGUCUGCAUCAUUUGCUAAAAUCAUCUUUCUCAGCAACUCAUUGACUUUUAUGAUGGUCUAUGUAUGGAGCAAACAAAAUCCUUAUAUUCACAUGAGUUUCCUUGGUCUGUUCACGUUCACUGCAGCUUACCUACCGUGGGUGCUUCUUGGGUUCUCUAUCCUUGUUGGUGCCAGUGCCUGGGUGGAUCUUCUGGGUAUGAUAGCUGGUCAUGCGUACUACUUUCUGGCAGAGGUUUACCCGCGAAUGACUAAUCGUCAUCCUCUAAAGACUCCAUCAUUCCUCAAAGCCCUAUUUGCAGAUGAACCAGUUGUGGUUGCACGGCCUGAAAACGUGAGGUUUGCUGCUGCACCUUUCGAUGAGAUCCACCAAGAUUGAUCCUGAUCUUACUUUUUCCAAACCAGAGCACCAAAGCUCGGCUUGCUGGUCAGAUAUAAAUGGUAAAAAGGCAGAUGAUACUCAGUCUAUUGACUCUGACACGUUACUUGUUACCCACACACCCUAGUUUCUAGUAGUUGGGUGUGUUUUGGUUACUUCUCUUUUCUCCCAUCUCUUUAUCUUGUUGUGUAUACAAAUUUGCUACGCUCUUAGUGGUUAUGAAUAUGGACACUCAAAUUGUACACAGCCCCCAAGAAAUUUCGUAAUGUUUCAUGUCAAAGUUCUUUGUCUACUAAAUUCACCUA
Capsella rubella is the source of this 1260-nucleotide messenger RNA. Its product is annotated as derlin-2.2. NCBI's taxonomy places the organism in Eukaryota, Viridiplantae, Streptophyta, Magnoliopsida, Brassicales, Brassicaceae. Gene Ontology annotation, cellular component: Hrd1p ubiquitin ligase ERAD-L complex; endoplasmic reticulum membrane. Gene Ontology annotation, molecular function: ubiquitin-specific protease binding; misfolded protein binding. The coding region runs from base 221 to 955 and encodes 244 amino acids. Gene Ontology annotation, biological process: endoplasmic reticulum unfolded protein response. The record is from RefSeq and is a predicted model, not a curated record. The transcript is spliced from 6 exons.